AUGCCUCGAAAAGACAGUGCGUUCUUCUACCCCAGAAUCCAGGACCAAGGCGAUGUGGAUCAACACCUUGUUGACCUCGUCCAUUACGUGCAAUAUGAAGACGUGCAACCCCACCGCGCACUGACGAGCGUCGUUUUCGAUACUCCAAUCACACACGAACUUGCGAAGCCACGAUUGUCACACGAGCCCACCGCGAGUAUUUUCCCACAUAAGCUCAGCAAUGCCAUGUCGAUCAUGCCUCGCGGAUCUACCUUGCCUCUCGAAUGCAGUCCGUUAACGCACACCACGGAGAUACACCUCCUCAGCGGCGUCCGUGUUUAUUUCGUCUGGCCACCACAGAAGGACAACAUAUUUUGGUUAUGGACGUAUUUCAUGGAUAUAAGUGAAGAACUGCACGCAUCGACCUUGGAGAAAUUGGAGAAUGGUAUCACCUUUGUCCAGCGCCCCGGCCAGAUCGUGACUCUGCCGCCAUAUUGCCCAACAUUGGUGUUCGCAACGAAGAACAGUGCGGCAAUACCUUUUGGCUUCCGCCACAUUGAAACCCUACCUCUGCGACUACGAUAUCUUCCAUUGUUGGUUCAAAAUAAAGGAAAUAAUCCGCAUGACAACUACCAAUACGCUGCAAUGCUUGGAGCUCAAGUUAAUGAGCUAUACGAAGACCUCGAAACCUUCCUAAGGAGCGAGGUAGAAGCCGAGUCACACAGGCAUCUCGUGGUAAUGGAAGCGCUGGCCGCUGAGUGGGACGAUGUAGUUGACUGGCUUCUGUACCACCUCGGAACGUCCAUACCACCGCAGCUAUGGCAGCACAUGUUCAGUUCUAUUCCAGUGUUGUGGGAGCGUGCAAUGGAUUUUCAUCGCAUGGAGGUGUGUCCCAUGUGCAAAUGGACAAGGGAGUACUGGGCUGAAGGAUCAGCACGAUUCCAUAUCGCCUCGAGCCACUGGAAGUGGUACGUUGUUCGUCUGGUAUAA
This is a messenger RNA of Parastagonospora nodorum SN15, 969 nucleotides long. RefSeq lists its product as hypothetical. The coding region runs from base 1 to 969 and encodes 322 amino acids. The transcript has a single exon. The record is from RefSeq and is a predicted model, not a curated record. Lineage: Eukaryota; Fungi; Ascomycota; Dothideomycetes; Pleosporales; Phaeosphaeriaceae.